GCGAAUUUUAAAAAAGUUAUAGGUAUUCGGUCUGAGACACGAAACUGAACUGGUCUGAAAAUGCCCAGAAGGAAGCAGUCCAACCCGCAGCCUGUGAAAUUGGAUUCAGAAGAUGGAUUAGGAGUGGAUAAUUCAGGGAGCCUCGUCUUGGAAAGUGAUUUCCUCCUGGGCCAGGACCUGGAGUUUGUGGACAGCGAUGACAAGAUCAUAGGAUUCGAGAAAGAUUCUGAAGAUGCAGUUGCUGAGAUUGUCAUCCCGGUCUAUUCACUGAGCGAUGAUGACUGUUCAAGCUACAACCGGCUUAGCAUGGAGAGUGAUGCUGAGGACCCCAGUUACACAGAGAGUGACCAAGAAGAGAAUUAUCACCACACACUACAGCACUACCUCUCCUGCAAGCAGUGUGGGCAGCUGUUAGACAACGCCAUUGGAGGCCUGGGCCUCUCCACUCCUUACUGCCUGAAAUGUGGGGCGGACAGUGCUGUUGGAGGGGAACCCGAGGAAGCUCACCCUGCCAAGAAAAAGAGCAGCUCCAACCAAAUCAACCGGAAGGUUUACCCCUGCAAGGUGUGCAACUUCUCCUCACACUAUUCCAACCACCUGAAACGACACAUGAAGACGCACAAUGGAGAGAAGCCUUUCAAAUGCCUGCACUGUGACUAUGCAUCAGCACAGCUGGUCAACCUGCAGCGGCACAUGCGCACCCACACAGGGGAAAAACCCUUCAAAUGCAAGUACUGUGCCUUCGUCUGCAACUCCAUGGGCAACCUCAAGAGGCAUGAGCGCAUGCACACACAGGACAAGCCAAACAAGUGCAACCUUUGCGAUUACCGAGCCAGCAACAGCCGCAUCCUCAAGAGACAUAUGAUGGGACAUGAAGUGGAAGAGCCUCCCUUGGAAACUGAAGAUGCAGUUGUCUCAGACCUGACCCUCCAUGUAAACAGCAGCACUGACUUCCUCCAGAGCUAUGCAAGUCUAAAACCAGAGAUGGAUCCCCACAGCCUGCUAGACUCUAGGGAUGUAACAGAGGAAUCGGAGACCCUCCCUGAGCUCCUGUUUCCCUUCACCUGCCGCCUGUGUGGCCUGGUGUUGGAUGAUGGUUUUAUGCAUGAAGAUAACUCAUCCAGUCAGAUCUGUAGCAAGUGUGGUCUUGAGGUGCUUUCCCAGGAGACCCCCAGCAGCCCAGAGAAAACAGAAAAGGUCUUCUCCUGCGCAUUGUGCUCCUUCAUCACACAUUACCCCAACCACCUAGCCCGGCAUAUGAAGACGCAUAGCGGUGAGAAGCCUUACAAGUGCCCACAGUGUGACUACGCCUCUGCCCACUUUGAUAACCUGAAGCGACACCAGCGGGUUCACACGGGUGAGAAACCCUACAAGUGUGAUCUGUGUGACUACGCCUGCGGCAACCUGGCCAACCUGAAGAGGCAUGAGCGCGUCCAUUCUGGCGCGAAGCCCUUCAAGUGCAGCGUCUGCAACUACAGCUGCAACCAGAGCAUGAACCUGAAGCGCCACAUGCUGCGGCACACUGGGGAGAAACCCUUCAAGUGCCAGGAGUGCCCCUACACCACAGGCCACUGGGACAAUUACAAGCGCCACCAAAAGAAACACGGUCACUCCACCGAGGGCUGGACUAAACUACCCCAGACAGAAACAGGGGACGAAUCGUAGUUAGUUUCCUAAAGAGGAGGGCCAGUAAAUGGGUAAUUUAUGCCAAUCUUGGUCUUAGAAUAAAACACAAGGUUCAACACCAUUUUCUUCCAGUUUUUCCUUUGAAGUGUUGCAGAGAGCCAGCAUUCAUUCUGUCUUAUACCUAUCAGUUAGGCAUUGCUUGGUGCAUGUUCUUACUAUUAUAAGUUUUGCCGCCUAUGGAAUAGGUGCUUUUUGAGUCACAGAGGUUUCUAAAAAAGUUAAUUUGGAUGGCAGGGAGUUGCCCAGCGUAGCUCAUGAGCUUUUGUUCUUUUAAUACAUUCUCAAAACAAUUGGUAAAUUGGAAUGUGUGUAUUUUGUUGUUGUUGAUGGAAAGGCCAUGUAAUAAACUUGAAACUUCAAGUCAUCCACAUUGAUUUUUAAAGUGCUUCUAUCAUUUUAUUUUUAUUAUUACUACUUGUGUCAUCAAAAUUUUGUAUAACAAGGACAUUUAUUCAAUUGAAAUGGCUGGGCCUGUUAGUGGGAUUUUUUCUUCAGAUUAAGGUUGCUAAUUUAAAGAGUUGACAAAAUUUGACAUUUUCACAGGAAAAGAGAGUGCUGCCAAUUCACGUUGGUGAGUAAAAAGAUACGGUGGGCUGAUUCCUACUGAAGUCCAGACCAAAGGCUAGGGCAAUGUAUUAGGGAAGGCAAAUAUAACACAAUACUUGUGGACACCCCAUGGAGUUCACUGUUCUAAUCUGAAGGGGAGGCAGUUUCUUUCAAUGUCAUAGAGUUUAUCCUCAGAAUAUAUGAUGAGUGUCAUAUUUCUUAAAUUAUUUUUAUUGUUAAUAUAAUUUAAACAAAUCAUCCUAAUUUUAUUUUUAUAGGAAUAUUGCAGGAUUAAACCUCAAAUAAUGCAUACAACAGAAAACUAAAUGUAAAAUUAAACUUUACCAAUCUGAACAUUUUUAGCUAACAAUAGUAUUGUAAAGCUAACAUUUACCUUUGAAGAGUAUCAGUAUUUACUAAUAACUAGUAUAGUGGUAAUUGUGGAAAACUUCUUCAGAUGUUUUUAUUGAGUAGGAACUAACGUUUUCAAAAUGUAAAAAAAAACAAAAAAAAGACAGAAAUCUUGCAAGUUACAGUUUGGGUGCACGCAUAGGUUUCAUGUUUGGUCAAAAAUGUUUUUAAAUAGCAAGCUGUUGGUUAGGAUAUUUUCUAAUAAUACCAUUACUGAUAAUAAAACAUCUUGUUUGCUAAAACCUUCCAACACUAAUGAAAUUAUGCAAUAUUUUUAUUGAUUGUUGCUAACAACUUAUUUAUUGUACUACUGUUAUUUUCUGUGUGUGAGGCGAGAGUGUAUUAAAUGGAAUGUCCAGACAGUAAUUUAUGUGUACAGAAAUAAAA
Polyodon spathula (Mississippi paddlefish) is the source of this 3030-nucleotide messenger RNA. RefSeq names its product zinc finger protein 513-like. The transcript has 4 exons. Lineage: Eukaryota; Metazoa; Chordata; Actinopteri; Acipenseriformes; Polyodontidae. Gene Ontology annotation, molecular function: DNA-binding transcription factor activity; RNA polymerase II cis-regulatory region sequence-specific DNA binding. The record is from RefSeq and is a predicted model, not a curated record. Gene Ontology annotation, biological process: regulation of transcription by RNA polymerase II. Bases 61 to 1665 code for a protein of 534 amino acids.